CCGGCGCCCCUUCAGGCACCGCCCGCCCGCCCGGCGCUUCUGCUUCUCCUCAGAGGCGACCAUGGUGGAAGUGAACUACCUUUUCCUGCACUCCGUGAGAGGAGGCCUCAAGAUUGCCCGCAUGCUUGUAGCUUUUAUGGCAACCAUCUGUUUUGCAGUUAACAAAUCUCAUGAAGCAUUUUUAGCACUCGUGAUCAUUGAAUUUGUCAUUACUUUAUUAUUCUUUUUACUAUAUCUGCUGAAUCUGCAAAAAAAGCUGAAUUUCUUAUUUUGGCCCUUGGCUGAUGCUUUCAACUCCCUGGUGGGGGCGCUGUUUCUCUUCAUUGUGGGACUGUUUGCAACAGUAAUAAAAACCAUAGUUGAAACUUUGGUUGGAGGGGUGUUUUGUCUGAUCCUGUGUGGUCUCUGCAUAGUAGAUGCUGCUUUUCUUUUGAGGAGGAUUACAUUUAACCAAGGAGCACCAACGGGGGAUGGUAAUAGCAAUUAGAAUGAUCAAUGGCCAAAGUCUAAUUUAUAAACAUUUGGAAAGCCUGUUGAACAAUAGGCUGCUCGUGCCAAAUUUUAUUUAUAUUUUUCUAAAAUCUGAAGAGCGUGAGCUAGCCAGUAACACAAGUCAAAUUGAUUUCAAAGGGAGAUUUUAAAGCAGAAGCUUAGCUCUCCCAGCAAAGUGAGCAAGGUUCUGAAAAUGCUUUUGUGCUCUUAGAUUAGAAGAAACAUAUUUAUGAAUUUUAAUAUACAGUAUUCUCAUGUACUCUUUUCUAAACUUGUUUACCUAUUCACCUGUAUGAGCCAUCUUGAAUUAAGAAUAAUCCUGUGAAUUUUAUGGAAUACCAGUUCUAACCAACAUAUUUCAAAUGAUUAUCAGAUGCAGCUUUAUGAACUGGUUUGUGUUAAUGUUUUUAAUUAAAAAAGCUUUACCUGUAAUAAUACUGAA
Lacerta agilis (Sand lizard) is the source of this 934-nucleotide messenger RNA. RefSeq names its product chemokine-like factor. The transcript has 4 exons. Gene Ontology annotation, cellular component: membrane. Lineage: Eukaryota; Metazoa; Chordata; Lepidosauria; Squamata; Lacertidae. Bases 62 to 487 code for a protein of 141 amino acids. The record is from RefSeq and is a predicted model, not a curated record.